AUGAAUCCAAAAAUUCUGGUUUUUCUGUUGGUUGCUUCCCUCCAAAUUUGUAGCAUAGCAGCACGGACUGACAUUGAUGAUGUUGCUGCAGUGAAGGCUCUUAAGGGUAUGUGGGAAAACACACCACCUAGCUGGGAAGGUCAAGACCCUUGUGGAGACCAAUGGGACGGCAUAAAGUGCAUCAAUUCACGUGUGAAUUCCAUACAAUUGUCAAGUAUGGGAUUGAAAGGACAGCUGUCUGGAUAUAUCUCAGACUUACAAGAACUUCAAACUAUAGAUCUAUCAUACAACAAGGAUUUGGGAGGACCUCUGCCAACAUCAAUUGGGAGUCUGAAGAAGCUAGAAAACUUAAUUAUGGUUGGUUGUGGUUUCUUUGGUCCUAUCCCCGAUUCAAUAGGAUCACUGCAGCAGCUGGUUUUUUUUGGUCAAAUUCCACCUUCAAUUGGCAAUCUAUCUCAACUUUUUUGGCUGGAUCUAACUGACAAUAAGCUUGAAGGGCCCAUCCCCAUCUCCACAGGGACUACACCUGGUCUUGAUAUGCUAAUUAAAACAAAACACUUUCAUCUUGGAAAGAAUCAGCUUUCAGGCAGAAUCCCACCUGAACUUUUCAGUUCGGACAUGCGUCUCAAACAUGUGCUUUUUGACAGCAACAAGCUCACUGGCAGUAUUCCUUCUACCCUUGGCCUUGUGCAGACUUUGGAGGUUGUGCGCCUUGACAGGAAUUCAUUGACUGGACCUGUCCCUUCAAACCUCAACAAACUUACCAAUGUCAGUGAUUUGUUUUUGUCCAACAAUAAAUUGAGUGGACCUCUUCCCAACCUUACUGGAAUGAAUAUUCUCAGUUACUUGGACAUGAGCAAUAAUAGUUUUGAUGCAUCUAAUUUUCCACCUUGGAUUUCUACCUUGCAGUCUUUGACAACAUUAUAUUGGAACAAGCUACGAGACCGAUCGCAACUCAUUGAUUUAAGAAACAAUUUAAUUGCCGAGUAUUCUCCAAUACCAGACAAAAGCAAGUUGAAGUAA
Messenger RNA from Hevea brasiliensis (rubber tree), 1023 nucleotides. Its product is annotated as leucine-rich repeat receptor protein kinase HPCA1-like. The coding region runs from base 1 to 1023 and encodes 340 amino acids. Gene Ontology annotation, molecular function: protein binding. The transcript has 12 exons. The record is from RefSeq and is a predicted model, not a curated record. NCBI's taxonomy places the organism in Eukaryota, Viridiplantae, Streptophyta, Magnoliopsida, Malpighiales, Euphorbiaceae.